Molecule: messenger RNA, 1127 nt
Organism: Ceraceosorus guamensis
Lineage: Eukaryota; Fungi; Basidiomycota; Exobasidiomycetes; Ceraceosorales; Ceraceosoraceae
Exons: 3
Coding region: 92-784 (230 amino acids)
Source: RefSeq, a predicted model, not a curated record
AGACCUGCAUGAAAGAGUUCCUCUUCCCCAUCCCCCCCAGGUCUGAUUCGCUUGUGCAAGUGCUACUACUACCACUACUUGCUAUAGAUUCAUGUAUGGCUUGGCAAAAAGUCGCGAGCAUGACAUGCACAACAGCGGGACCGACGUCCUGCAUACAACAGACUGCUGCAUCUGCCAGCUGCAAGUAGCAAGCCAAGGGAGCAGCAGAGGAGAGAUGCGGACGGGAAAGGGGCGAGCGAACCAGCAGCGAGCGACGUCUUUGGCAGACACGCUAGCGGACACUUUUCUGGUGUUCACCUCACGGACAAAAAAGAAAAAAAAACAAAAAAAUUGUCCUAGUGGGAUUGGAUUUUUAGCUGAUUUGCUUGCACAUGCGCCUAAAGGGUUUGUUCAUGAUGCACGCAAUGGCAGGCAGGCAGGCAAGGCAGGCAGGCAGGCAGGCAAGGCAGGCAGGCAAGGCAGGCAGGCUUCUCCAGGGACAUGCAGUCACCCAGCACGCACGCACCGCAUCUGCCGAUCACGAAGACGUCUGAGGCAUCGCGUAGCCGAGACCCGAUGCACAGGUCGAACAAUCGUGAAUGACCUGACAGGGCGAACGGCGAAUGGCGAAGGGAAAGGAAGCGUAAAAAAGGCACACACUCGCACUCGCACUCGCACUCACACUUGUGACUGUUGCACAUCGCUAGCUGCGAGCGGAAUUUCCCAAUCUGCUGCAUGGAUCACAACAGCCGCGGAUGUUCGCGCACGACGCUUCAGACGCGAUACUCAAGACUCGAGUGCUUGAUCGCAUGCACACGCCCAUGCGCAGCAGCAGUCGACGAUUGAAGCGAGGAGCAGCGUGCAUGCGUGCAGGCUGAUGCGCGUGCGAUUGCAGCACGGCAGCGCAUGCAGCCAGCGCCUUAAUUGCUCGCAUCUGCGACCGAAACAAACAGCCCAUAGUCCCGCGGCAAGGACGCUGGAGCAGGGUGGGUGUAUGGCGGUGCAUGCGCAAAGCAAGGCUGCUCGCUAUAUCCCCUUUCCAUCUCUUUUGGCUACAUAGCUUUUGCUGCUUAAUUGUUUGCUGUCACGCGCGCUAGCAGUACCGGUACAGUAAACUGUAACAGGAACUCCAAGCCUGCGCGCAGCUA